Guillardia theta CCMP2712 is the source of this 393-nucleotide messenger RNA. RefSeq lists its product as hypothetical. Gene Ontology annotation, biological process: maturation of 5.8S rRNA; maturation of LSU-rRNA. Gene Ontology annotation, molecular function: endonuclease activity. The transcript is spliced from 3 exons. NCBI's taxonomy places the organism in Eukaryota, Cryptophyceae, Pyrenomonadales, Geminigeraceae. Gene Ontology annotation, cellular component: preribosome, large subunit precursor; Las1 complex. The annotation marks the transcript as partial. The record is from RefSeq and is a predicted model, not a curated record.
GUUCCAUGGAUCGACUGGGACGAAUGGUUGAAUGUAGCAGAGAAUGUCUUCUCAGACGACAAGGAACGUGCUCGAGUUGCGGUUGAGAGGAUACGGACAUGGCAGAGCAGGGGAAAGGUCCCACACUCAGCUGAGGCUACAGCAGCUCUGGUGGAGAUCAACUGCAGCAGCGACCAACACAGUGUCUACGAACUUCGUCUGAUGUACUCGAUGAGUAUCAUACGGUUCGUCAACGGUAUCGUCGACUCUGUUCAGCAAAGGAAGUUUGCUUCUCCCAUCUCCGACCUUGCUGAACAUGCGGCCGUACCGCGAAUCCUUGUGGAUGUGAGAAGCUUGUUCCCUGCUCCUCUUCGGACUCACCUGGCCUCAGAUUCGACAUGCUGCCUCGCAUAA